Molecule: messenger RNA, 1372 nt
Organism: Biomphalaria glabrata
Lineage: Eukaryota; Metazoa; Mollusca; Gastropoda; Planorbidae
Product: ankyrin repeat domain-containing protein 13C-like
Exons: 13
Coding region: 26-1333 (435 amino acids)
Cellular component (GO): cytoplasm
Molecular function (GO): protein binding
Source: RefSeq, a predicted model, not a curated record
UUGUCAACUCAUUUUGUAAAUAAAAAUGGCUACGUUGGAGUUCCCUUUGCACCAAAGUGUUUUCAAGAAUGAUGUUAAAAGCGUUUCAAAACUUAUACGAACUUGUGAUGUAUCACAGAAGGAUAUUCACGGUAAUACACCACUCCACAUUGCAGUCAUGUUGGGUCACAAAGAGUGCAUUCAUUUACUGCUGGCUCAUCAUGCACCUGUCAAAAUAAAAAAUGCCCUUGGCUGGACACCUUUAGCAGAAGCCAUUAGUUAUGGAGACAGACAGACAAUUCUUUCUGUCCUGCGCAAGCUGAAACAACAGUCAAGGGAAACUUUAGAAGAGAGGCGGCCAAUGUUGGUUCAAGCUCUUAAAGAUAUUGGCGACUUUGACCUAGAACUAAAGUGGGAUUUUCAAAGCUGGGUGCCUCUAGUCUCCAGAAUUCUACCUUCAGACAUUUGUAAAAUACGUAAAAAGGGUUCAAAAAUUAGGUUGGACACUACGUUGGUGGAUUUCACAGAGAUGCGCUGGGAGAGAGGGGAUAUAACAUUCUUAUUCAACGGUGAUGCUAAACCAAGACAAAGUCUCACUGUGCUAGAUAACAAAGCUGAAGUUUACCAGAGAGUAAGAUAUGAGGACAGUGAAUUAGAAUUAGAAGAGGAAGUUGAUAUUUUAAUGAGUAGUGAUAUAGUUGCAGCUCAGAUGUCAACCAAGAAAAUUACUUUCACCAGAGCACAAAGUGGAUGGCUAUUUCGAGAAGAUAAAUCUGAACUAGUAGGGGACUACAAGUCAGAUUUUUAUGGUGUCAACAAUUUAAUACUGGAAUCCAAAAAGAGGCGGGAACAUUUAUCAACUGAAGACAUUCAGAAGAACAAAGCUAUUAUGGAAAGCUUUAGCAAAGGCUCUUGGGAUGGUGCAGAAGCAACCAACGGACUAGAGAGACGCAGAUCAUUACAGCCUCCAGAACCAAUUAGGUUUGGUUGGACGGACUACAUCACAGCACCAGCAGGAAAUCCACCUUGUUUGGGACGUCAGUGGAUUUCUAAAGAAAGCUCAAAGGCUUUUAAGGCUACAGUAGCUAUGAGUGAUACUUUUCCGAUGACUGUUGAAGUUUUACUUGAUGUACUCGAAGUUGUGGCCCCUUUCAAGCAGUUUCAAAAAUUGAGAGACUUUAUGACUUCUAAAUUGCCACCUGGCUUUCCUGUUAGAAUUGAAAUUCCAGUUUUCCCAACCAUCACUGCUAAAGUUACGUUCACAAGCUUUGAGUGGAGAAAUGAUUUGGACAAAAACUUGUUUGUUGUGCCAUCCCACUACAGGGAGGACCCUGGACGUUUCUCAGACUUGUGACAAUACAUGGAACUCUACCUCAUGCAUAUCAUCUGUAGC